Seminavis robusta is the source of this 6680-nucleotide messenger RNA. The record is from the annotation of a GenBank genome assembly. Lineage: Eukaryota; Bacillariophyta; Bacillariophyceae; Naviculales; Naviculaceae.
GAGCGAAAAGAUCGCCACAGAUCUCUUUGGGGGCGAGAGCAGAAAGAGAGAUUCGAAAGCAUUGUACUCUCCUGCGAUGCUCUACUGUACCUUGCUUCAAGGUCGUCAUCAGAAAAGGUUGUCACAGCGGUUCACUCCGACGACAGCAUUGUUUUUCCCUAGUCUUCUUCCUGCUGCCAGCUAGUUGGUGUUGCUGCCAUCUCUGUAUGCACUACGAACCAUGAACACCAGCAACCCUUCUUCUCCCGCCUCUCAUCAACCCCGGUCCUCUAGCCCGAUCGUGAUGGAAUCGUUUAGUGUGACCGACACCAACAAGAAGGCACGGAUCUCUGUCAUGAGAGUCAUUAGAACCAACGAAUCUUCCACAUCUGUGGGGCUGGUCACCUCCAAGACCACAGGCAUCACUAGUAGCGAGGACACACCUGUGGCGUCCCACAGCAGCCAAGAUGAAGGCGGCAAGAUCUUUUCGGCAAUAGCAGGUGUAUGCUCGGAACGUUCGGAACACCCGGUCCAGCAUCUGACGUCUCUUCCUGAAGAGCAGCCCCAAACCCCGGUCCAUCGGGAUUACCUUUACCCCUAUCAAUGCCACAACGAUAGCCGAGCAGUAAUUGACAGCACCAGCGGGCUGACGACCGGUAGCAGUGUUGGUAGUGGAAGCUUUCAAGACCAACGCGGUACUCCCAGACAAGGGGGUCGAGUCUUUUGCGGCGUGAUGAACGUACCAGAAACCAUGUCAACCACAGAAACGGUGUCUUGCGACGACGAGGCUUCCUCGGCUCUGGAAAAUAAUAGCGGACCCCAUCAGAGUAGCAACCUCGAAGUUGAAAGGAGCGCCUCGUCGUCGGCACUGGAAGUGACAAUAUCCUGCAAAGACGGUGAGCCCCCAAGAAUAUCAGUUGUUGCCAAAACACCCACGGCUGUCGUGGAAAUCAGAAGCGAUGACAGCUUUGAAAGCUGUCAUGAGUACAUGGGGAGUGUAACGCUGAUGGCGAGCCCUAGCAAAGGUUCUGCUGCGUCGGGUUCUUUCCUGGUUUCGAACUCAUCUUCGUUGGUUUCUACCGCUGCAGCUACAGCUCAUCACAUGGGAACAAAGAGCUUCCUAUGUGGAAUGUCAUCAGCUGCCGCAUGCAGGUGCCGAUGUGACAACACAGCAGAGUCUACAGAGGACGUACAGCAAAGCAGCAGCGGUGGUGUCUUGGCUUGUCACAAAUCCCAAUCAUUCUCAUACGAUCAGCAUGAGGAGACUGAAGAUGCCAUUGUUCUAUCCCGUUCCCCGGAAACGCCUCGGGGCAUCUGCCCUUCGCCAUUCUAUUCACGUCGUGAUGCAAGUAAUGUAUCAGAUGACUACACUGGAAACAUUGUCUACACAGAUGAUGAAGACGCCAGUAUUGGGAUAUCGCACAGAUCAUACAAGGCCAGGUCGAACUCCAAGAGUUCUCGCGAAAGCUCGUAUGAACAAGAAGAGUCAAGACUAAUGAUGCCCUCCAUUGCCCUCUUGUCGGCAUCCAGUACCGAAACCUCCAAACUGGCAACGCCCAAGGCAACAUCAAAGGAGAAGCAGCCACUGAGCGAGAUCGUGGAUGAUGACAAUGUCGCGAAUAAAAAGAAGAAGCAAGUCGACCGAAAUGGCAAAGGGCACAAGCGGACCAGGCCAGACCUUGUCGUAGAUGCAGCUAUGACAGCAGCUCAGGGAGGCAACGAUGUUGAAACGAGCACGACUCCUGUUGGUGUUCAGUUCGUGAAAGAGGCCCCCGCUGGCGACGAUGGGCACGAGGAGGAGGCAGAAGAAGCAGAAUCGGUGCUAGAUGAUGGCACUCUCCCUUCGGAAACUGUAAUGUUGGGGGUUGGAUGCUUGGGACCGAACGGAGCCAUGACGAUUCCGAUGGCAGAUUCUGAUGUAUAUUCUUGCCGUCAAACAGUGGUGGCCCAUGACGACACCGACUACAGUACAGACUCGGAAAUGACUGGUCCGCGGUUUUCUGGCGACAUGUCCGAGCUGAGAAGCGGUUCAACAGGCGAUGAAUCUAUUGGCCAUGUUUCCUCGUCGUCGUCCGAACUUACGGGACCUCGGUUGUCAAUAACUGUGCCACACACAUCAAGUCAAGAUUUUGACGAUGCUUUCAUGUCGCCAGUUGAGUAUGAUUCCUUUUUUGACCGAUACGAGGAGCCAACACCAGCGUAUUCCAUAGACAACAACAUCAUGAUGCUACCGGUUCAUCUACAAUUCUGCAAUGCUGUGGCGGAUGCUGUAGUGGGAGGAAGCAUCAGCAUUAGUGGCAGCAGCAUUCGGGCAAGCAACAGUCGAAAUGAAGCCCCUACGAUUGAUCAAUACGCUGAGUUCAGUGAACCUUUCGAAGAACACAUUGCCGAUGAGUUCGUUAAGGCAUUCAACAAGAAGUCGAAGCCAGCUAACGGGUCCGAUUACAUCGAAGACUGCACCGAUGAAACAGAUACUGAAAGCAGUCAAGCAUCUGAUGACGACGGUUUUACGAGCUGCGCGGGGUCUGAGUCAUUUGGUCCAGAAAACUUGGAGAGCAGAUCUGGAAAUGAUGAUGAAGCUAAGAAGCCAUACAGGGGAGUCAGCAGCGGAACUGAGGGGGUCAGUGGAAGCGGGGGAGUUGGGGAAACAGACCUCUCAGGACCACCGUCAGUCGUCGUGUUUGGGCCGGUUCAAUCAGGACCGGAGAGCACAACUACGUCGUCGCCAGCCCCCAGCAGCACAUCAUCAGUGGUAUCAAUAGCAGCAAUGGUUUCAGAAACGGAAGCGACCGGGCAGGAGCCACGAAAGGCUCACGAUGCAAAAGAACAUAUCAUCCCCGAUGCCGCUUCUGAUGUUCAUCCAGGAGAAGCAGGGACUAACAGUUCUCAAACUGCCCCAGAAUCGGGCCCGUCCGAAGCUUCGCCGGUUGGGUCGCCACAAACAAACGAACAACGAAAUAACACCAGCACCAUUUCAGAAAACGACGGGCGGGAUGUGUCCCCAGCAGAUGUUGUUGGGAAGCAGGGAAGUACUCAAAAGGUUCAUACCGAUAGAAAGCUCCCCCCACUGACACCAAUACAGGUGAACACAACUGAAGAUGAACUUGAAGUAGAAGCUGAAGCUCGACUUGAGGAACUGCGCACCCCGCAGCACAGCAAUCUAUCCUCGACGACAGCAGAGAAAGCUGCUAACGCUUUCAGCGAUGGCAACAAUGGAGAGUCCACCGACUUUACUUACUUCUUUCGAAACAUUGCCUGCCCAAACGAUUCAGGAAUUGACCAAUCCUUGGUGUCGACCGAAGAAGGCUUGCCUGGAAACGAUCUUGUUGACAAGCUCCGGUCCAAUUCUGGUGACGGAGACGUCAAACAAACUGAUUCCGCAGAUUUCCGUCGCCUCAAAUCCUCCAUCAAGGACACAAGCAAGCAAAGCAAAAACGAGGAAGCGACAACUGGAUGUAUGAAUCUGUGUGGGCACAACCACAGAAGCUCUGAUGAAGCCGAAAAGAAGACAGUUGCUGCUGACUCGAUGAACUUGGAUAGUUUCCUUGAGUCACAAGAUACAACUGUUUUGGCUUCGAAUCGUGCAGCCUCCGUUUCUUUCGUCGAAUCAGGAACAAUGGAGUCGAUCUCCGAAACAACAUCCGAGGCUUUAGUUCAACAACCGUCAAGAAUCUCAAAAAGGUCGUCCAAAGAAAUAUCUUCGUCUGUUGGACAGGUUUUGGAAUCAAUUUUUUCUUCGCAAAGCAGCGAUGGCCUGGAAGUUGCUCCUGUUUCCACUGCACCUUCUGUACCAAGCAGCGCAUCGUCCUCCGUCGAAGUAGAUGCUGAUCAAGUCAUCCGUGCAUAUUUUGGUUCAAGUGUAGAUGGCAGCAAUGGGAGCAACAGCUCUGACGUUGGAAUUGAAACAACGCUGCAUGUAGGCAAAGGCAUCUUCCUGACAUCGACACUGAAUGCCAAACCGAAGAAGAGGGAAGCCAAGGACGUGUCGAGUUCAGUAGAAGAAUUAUUGUAUGAACUCUUUUCGGCAUCUACAGAGGGAGACGACGGUGAAGACGACGGUGAAGACGACGACGACGAAGAAGAAACCGUUGAAGAGACUGCUAGCGGGGAGACAUUCCGCACGGAAGUCCGUUCAGAAGAGGCGGAAGACCAGUUCCUUGCAGAAAUCACGAACGAUUUCUUUGACCUAUUCAAUGUCUCCACGUCCAGAACAGUUACUACUCUCGAGACUCUCGAGACUCUCGAGAGCAAUGAGCUCGAUACAAGUGGCGAAACAGAUUUACUGGAGCUGUCGAUUGGGACUGGAGAUGACGCUUCAGUGCUCGAAGAUGAUGCGACCUUGAACUCACUUGACCUUGCGAACUUACAGGGCUGCCAGCAGGAUGUGAAUAAAGGAGUAGCUCCGAUGCAAGCAAAAAUGGGUCUCGACGAUGAUGCGACUGCAGAAGCACUACUAGUCGGCGAUACAAAGCGCAUCGACAAAGCUACAGCUGAGGAAUCCUUUGAUCGCAACGAGAAACCCGAUGAAGCAGAUUCCAGCAUGCGAACAGUUUCAAAAGCGAUUGUGCCGUUUGCUCCGAUGCCUCCUCCGAUGCCUCCUCAAAGCACAGCCAAGCCCAAGAUUAUCAAUUUGUUCCCACUUUACCCAAGCCUUGGGCGUUUCAUUGUGGAUGAACACAGGCUGACGGUGUUGACAAUUGGAAACACGUUCAUGAACGCCCCAGAGCCCAUUGCAAGUCUGUUGACAUCGACACCAUUGAUUCAAGAUUUGCUGUCGUCCUGCGCUUCAAAGCCCAUGACCAUGACGACACAAAUCCUGGGUGAUAUCGUAGGAAUUCCAGCCACCACUGCUCAGCGGCUGUGCAGUGCUGUAGAGUCGACAGAACCCAACGAAGCGUCAUCGGUGCCACCGACCGUCUCGAAGGAUUCUGAUCCCGCAACAGCAGCAUCGUCCACCCCUCUCGGCGGAUCCCUCAGGUCCGAAGACAAGUUGGCUUCAGCAAGCGCAUCCGAGAAUCCAGAGUGGUCGUUUCUUGAUCUGGAGAAAUCAAUCGACCACUCUCUCGAUAGUUUCAUCAAUGACCUACUCAACCCGGAUGAAAGUGACAACGAUGAAACCGAAAUGACAACCGAAGAGACCGCGCUUCAGAAGUUGCUCACGUCUGACUGCGAAGAUAUAAUCGCGAUCACGAAGAAACAGAAGGAAAUGAAAGAGUCUCUGCAGCUUGAUCUCGAUCCCAGUAUUUCCUCUGUUGAAGACGAAUCUUGUACCAGCUCACCGAGUUUUGGGUCCGGACUCGGCAAGCUGAAAGCCGCAGCUGCCUUAUUAUCUGACGGCGAGUCCCUUCCCAACGACUCUUCUCUUGAUGACCAGUCAGAAGCUUCGAAGAAAAAGGAAGAUAUGUUAGAUGGCAUGACGCUCGGAAUUGCUGGUCUGCUUGGCCAGGAGGAGAUUUCCAGACUAGUUGAUCCUCAUGUGGACCUGCCGGAGCUUUUUGCCAACGAGCAUUUUGGUAGCAUAUCUGAAAUGGUUCAAGAAAUUCAUCUAAUGAAAGCAAUUCAGCUGGAGCAGAAGUCGUUAUCCAGGUUCGACGAUGAUGCCUGUACAGAAUCUUCUGAUUCCGCCUCCGCAGACUUUUCGGAAAACGAAAGGCUACAGCGACUCCUCGUUGUGAAGUCGGUUGAAAUUGAGAGGCAGCGACACAAAAUUGCAGCUUUGCAGCAAGAACUUGAAGAUGAGAUCGUUAGUAUCCGUUCUGCAAUAGAAUCGGCUGGAUCACUGGUGUCCGCUGCAUCGGAUGAUUCACAAGCUGUUGACCAUGUGAGCACUGGAAUGUCGAUCGACGACAUUCAAGGUUGGCGGAAAAAGUUCUCUCCCUUGCGUAAAGGGAGCGAUGUUGUUCCAGCUUGGACCAUCGCCGAGUCGACGGCCACCUGCGGAAACAUUGACAGCACAGAACGUUUCGAGGAAGGUAUUGAAAUACAGUUGCAAGAAUUCGAUGACGGCAUCAAAUCAGGCAGCCAGGAUGAGAGCCCUACCUUGUCAACAACCGAGUCAGGAGACGACAUAGACGAUGGACUUGAUGUUGAGAUGCAGGCUCUCUCCGAUUUUGAAAUAGAGCUACGAAAAGAAAUGGUUAGUGCAGAAGAAACUUACUCCCGAUCUGGUUCGAUGUCCUCCAACAAGAGCACCUUUGGGGAAGCUGAAUCAGUGGACCAAUCAGGAGAUGUAGGCGCCGAACCAGGAGAUCUUCAUGCUAAAUCUGGAGGAGCUUCGGUAUCUGACGAGGCCGCAGAGACUCAACAAGUGGGGGCAGUUGAGAGUUGGUUGAGUCAAAAAAGCGAUGAGAUAUUUCAAAGUUGCUGUCGAACGAAAGAGCUUGAAUCCCCAUCAAAACGCAAAGUGACAUUUUCUGUCCAAACUGAAGAGUAUUACUUUAUGGACAACGACGCGGAUGACAACAGCCGCGAGGAUCGAAAAAUAUCACCGACAUCGAAAACGACUUUGUUUGAGUUCGAAGAAAUGCCAACAGGCUUCACCAACGUUUUUGUUGCAAUGAGCUCUGCCCUCGGCUUGCGAAAAACUCCUCACCGCAAGGCCGGGACGGCAGGGCACCAGAGUACCAGUACCCACAAAAGUGGAUUGUAAUAUUUUCCUAUGUUCAUAAUAUUAUGUAACUUCACUUCUUUUUGCUAUGAUG